CACAUAAUCACUGCAAAAGCAAAUGUCAACAUUUUCAGAAUAUGUGCAAUUAAUUAAUAAAGAAUUUUGUUUAUCUUGUUAAAAUCUAAUUUAAAAGAUAAAUAUGUCUGCGUUUUAUUUAAAAAACGAACAACGUGAACACCUAAAACUCGUUCGUGAAAAGUCCCCGGAAGAUGUUGUAGAACUAUGCAAAUCUGCCUUCGAAUAUCUAACAAACGGACCAAACAGCACCAAGUACGACUUGCUGGCCAAAAAACACUCAACUUCCCCGGAACAAGUACGUGCAUCAAUCGAAGCCCUAAUAUGCCUCCUUAUCGAUGCAACUAAAGCAAAUGUUACCGAUGAAGAUUUUGAAAAUCUAAGAAAAGAUGGAUUUUCUUCUGACCACGUAGCAAUUUUAAUGCAAUUUGUAACAAGCAAACGUCCGUUUGUCGAAAGUUCUAUUAAAUGGGCCAACAUCAAAUCAUAUCGUCUGAUAAAUUUAGAAUGGAGACUUGAAGUGAAAAUAUCAUCGAGGAGUUUAUUAAAUCAAACAACAGUAAUGGUAACAAUGAAAUUAAAUUUACACACUGAACCGAAAAGCGAGAAUCGUGAAUUGAUAAAUUUUGAAGACAACAAAAUAGUUCACGAGAAUGAGGCGAAGAAUCGAAAAGAUAUCAUUGUUCAAACGGAUAUUAAUAAUCUUUUGCAUAUUAUUGAUGUGCUUGAACAGGCGAUGCUGGAAUCGAAAAGUCGACGCAUCAGAAAUCUUGUUGAGGCAAUUCAUUAAAAUUGAAAUUUUAAAAUAUAUAAUUUAGUCAGUUCCAAUUUCUGAAGUUGAAUAGGAAAAGUUUCUCAUAACUUUGGAUACAGUUUUUCUGUUAUAUUCCGAAUAAAUUCUUUGUAAUCCCAGGAAUGUAAACUGGCUAAUAAUGCCCAUAGUUUUAAGCGUUGUUUAAAUAUAUAUAAAUAUAGGUACAAUUAUAUAUUAUAGAUUAAUAAUAAAAAUUAUUUAGUAGCGUAA
Molecule: messenger RNA, 1003 nt
Organism: Episyrphus balteatus (marmalade hoverfly)
Lineage: Eukaryota; Metazoa; Arthropoda; Insecta; Diptera; Syrphidae
Exons: 1
Coding region: 104-769 (221 amino acids)
Source: RefSeq, a predicted model, not a curated record